AUGACGCAAAUUCGCUCCAAUGACAACUCGUUUCGAUCGAUGAUGAAUCGAUUUUCGAUGUAUUGGAUUCAGGCGACGAUUUUUGCGCUGUUCAUUGCGUUGGCUGUUUCGUAUGGUGACCCGAGAAUUUUGAUUGGGGUGAGAUUUUGAAAAAUUGCUGAAAUCCUAGCUGAAAAUGCAUUUUUUCGCGAAAAUUCAUGAAAAUUGGAUUUUUGCCUCAAAAAAAGCAGCUAAAAAUUAUAUUUUUGCUGAAAAAAACGCGAAAAUUCAUGAAAAAUAGCUAUUGCUCAUGUUAGUCUUUCCAAUUUCCCCUGAAUUACCCUAAAUUUAGUAAAAACGUGUGAAAACCUGAUUGCUCAUGUUAGUUUUUUCUCUGAAAAAUGGCAUUUUUCUUGAAAAAUGCCCAAAAUUUCAUGAUUGCUCAUAUUAAACCCAUUUCCCCCAAAAAUCUCUGGAAAAAUGUAUUGCUCAUGUUAAUUUCCCACUGGAAAACCCAGUUUUCCCUCAAAUCAUCCAAAUCCUAUGAUUGCUCAUGUUAAUUUCAUCCAAAACACUGAAAACUGCGUGUUUUCCCUCCAAAAACUUCAAAGGCGCACACAUUUUUCACCCGGUUGGGUCUCGCCACGCCGUGUGUUUCACGCGAAAUUCAAAAUUUUGUUUUUGGGAUUUUUUCGCGGGUUUUUUUUGAGAAAAGGUAGAUUAAUUUCGAAAAAAUCACAUUUUUUUUCCAGUCAGUCGUUCAAAUCGCCAUCACUUCAAUGUUCAUGUUGGAUAUUUUGCCAGCAAUUGUGAUUCAUUCGAUUUUCCAAUGGAUUCUGCUGAUUUAUACCAGUCUUCUGCACACUGUCAGGAUUUUUAAUUGUGAGUUUUUUGGGUUGAAAAUUUGAAGAUUGUGGGAUUUUUUGGGGAAAAAAUGAGCUAAAAUGAGCUAUUUUAGCUGAAAUUUUGGAAAAUUUGAAUUUUCUAUCAUUUUCAAUUUCAAAAGUGCUCCUAAAUUUUCUAUUUUUUAAAUAUUAAACGUGACCUAUGACGUGGCAAAUCAUUUUUAGAAUGUAAAUUUAGAAUUUUAGCUUCAAAACAAGCUAGAAUUGCAGAAAAUUAAAGAUUUCUGUCCAAAAAAUCAAUAUUUUGGCCGAAAAAAGGUUAAAAAAUUCCCCAAAAUCCCCAAUUUUCCAGUAGCCGAUACGAAAAAUCUGGAAAUCCUCGAAAUCCAACAAAACAAUUGGGCCACAAUCGCCCUGAUUCUCUACCAAAUCUCGGGAAAAAUACGGCACCUUUUUAGCACCGAGGCGACAAAAACUGCCGAGGAGUUUUGGCCGCCCCGGUGCUAA
Molecule: messenger RNA, 1331 nt
Organism: Caenorhabditis angaria
Lineage: Eukaryota; Metazoa; Nematoda; Chromadorea; Rhabditida; Rhabditidae
Source: the annotation of a GenBank genome assembly